Prunus armeniaca (apricot) is the source of this 270-nucleotide messenger RNA. The record is from the annotation of a GenBank genome assembly. NCBI's taxonomy places the organism in Eukaryota, Viridiplantae, Streptophyta, Magnoliopsida, Rosales, Rosaceae.
AUGUCUCCAAUACUUACAAUAUAUGUGCUUGCUCGUCCUGCUUUGAGUUGGUUCUGUAGGAAAUCCGUUGGUUUAUUUUAUAGGCGCUGGAAGCUCUUCUUUACCUUAGAAACCCUAGCAUAUGGUCUUCCUGCUUUUUCUUCUUUAGCCAAGUCUCUUCACCUCUUUCUGCUCAUUUCCCCCAAUGUGGCCUUCAUCAGUGAAGCAUCUGGGCUUUCCUUUGUCUCUAAAAAGGAGUGUGCACUAGAUUCUGUAGCAGUAAUAAAAUAA